Molecule: messenger RNA, 405 nt
Organism: Nestor notabilis (Kea)
Lineage: Eukaryota; Metazoa; Chordata; Aves; Psittaciformes; Psittacidae
Gene: NMU
Product: neuromedin U
Exons: 8
Coding region: 1-405 (134 amino acids)
Biological process (GO): regulation of smooth muscle contraction
Molecular function (GO): neuromedin U receptor binding
Source: RefSeq, a predicted model, not a curated record
AUGCCAUCCCAAGCACUUAAUGCAGAUGAGGAUUUGCAGCUGUGGAAAGAGAUAGACGAUGCAUGCUCUGCCUACCUGUCCCCAGAUUCCCAGCCUCAGGUGUCCAGUACACUGGAAGAACUUUGUUUCUUGAUCUUGGGAUUUCUCCAGAAACCACAGGGCUUAGAUGAAAAAGACAACACCAAAAGGUUCUUAUUUCAUUAUUCUAAGACUCAUGACUCAGGCAACUCAGACAUCAUGUCUUCUGUCCUGCAUCCUUUACUGCAACUCGUUCCCCAGCUUAAUGAGAGAAGACUGAAGAGAUACAAACUAGACGAAGAACUUAACGGACCUGGAGGGUUUCAAAGCAGAGGAUACUUUUUCUACAGGCCACGCAAUGGAAGGAGAUCAGUGGAUUUUCGCUAA